Symbiodinium sp. CCMP2592 is the source of this 1902-nucleotide messenger RNA. The record is from the annotation of a GenBank genome assembly. NCBI's taxonomy places the organism in Eukaryota, Dinophyceae, Suessiales, Symbiodiniaceae.
AUGUUUUUCGACACAACCCUUGGAUGGUGGUGUGUGGGCGUCACAGCAAUCAACAUUCCGAUGUGUUUGCUGCUAGCGGGGCAUUCAUGGAAGAGCGGGAUGUGGGAGACCAGCCCCGGAGACGUGAUGUUUUGGACCGCCCUCUACGCACUGGGGGGCACCCUGUGCGUAAUGACUAUGAUCUUGGAGUGGUUGCACACUCCCGGACCACGUCAUUAUCCAAUACUGUCUGCUCUUACAGUUUUCUUUUGGAUAGGGCAGAAGUUGUGGAACUCGUACUUCAACCUGUUGCUGGCGAGAAAGUUCGUCGCAAACAGGGGGACGAUCCGACCAGCGCAUCGACUUCAUCACAUGGCGGUGAUGUUCCUGGCAAUCCUGUUCACCAUAUUCGUCAUGCAGCAACCAGACAAAGUGGGACAUUUUUCCUACACAGGUAGAGGGGAUGGUGGCUACUACGAGAUCCACUUCUCAACGCGAGCUUACGGCUUCUUCAUCCAACUAGCAGAGAUACUGUCUCUUUUUAUGGCCAUUGGCAUGAUGGCACGGACGGUUUGCAGAGGCAGCAGGGCGGCUGAAAGUAACAAUGAAAUGGCAAUGCUUCAAACAGAACUGCAAAAGGCCUUUAAGUUCUACUGGGCGUACCCGGUUCUUGUCGGUAUUUUCUGUGUGGUGCCGGGAUUCAUCGCUCUUACGGAGUCCUCAAGAGUACCCGACGGCCCAUCAACGCGGCUGCUCAGUCUGGCAGCCUGCAUGUUGUACGUAGGGGAACCCUGGGCAAUUUCUUUGUGCCGACUGUUGCAAAUGUGUCAAGCCGCCCGUAUGCGAGAACAGGAGUCCGUUCGAUUUGCGCUUGAAUUCUACCUGGACAAGGAAAGAAGCAGAGAACAAGACUACUACAAGGCAAAAGAAGAAAGCCUACCAGAGAAGCAUUCUCAGCCGGUCGCGGACCUAUACAUCAUUGAGCCCUGGAAAUUUCAGCUUUUGCGCCAAAAAUGGCGCUUUGAGUACCUACACCACUGUAUAUGCAGCUCUCAGAGAGAAGAUUGUGGUGAGAAAAUCACAUCGGAAAGCAUGGAGGUCACAAUCGAGCCUGGAGAGGCAUUGGUGGAUUACUUGAACAGCAUCAUGCGCACAAAGAUCUUGCACAAUGGACAGGAGUUGUUGGGGUACUAUAACGUCAUGCAGAAAGACAACACCUUACUGGGAAGGGUUUACGGGGCCUUGAAAAUCAGACUGCAUGCUGGGCCAUGUUACUCUGUCAUCCUGAAGGAGAAGUUCGCCGGCCGGGAAGAUGAAGACUGGGUAACUUCAAAAGCAUUUUUGGGGGAGGAGUUCUCGAAGUUCGAGGCCACAGUACAGGCUUGGUGGCCGGAUGAAUGGCAUUCGCUGAUCACCUACGGUGCUAUGAAAGAAUCAUUGAAUUUUCUUGCAGGUCACGCGGCAACGGGAUAUGAGAUGUUGCUUGCAAAGCCCAGGCAGUCUGCAGGGAGUGCAGCCCAGCCAGGAAGCAUCGUCCGUAUUGUGAACUAUUUGCAGCCGUUCGACGUCAAGAAGUGUCGGAUGUGUGGACUGACAAGCCUGACCGCGCUGGAACCGCCGGAGUACCGGGCCGAGUUUCAUGCACGUUUUCAACUUUUCGAGGAAAAGAAAUUUGACCACAGGUGCCACUCAUGCUACUUGCCAGGGACGUCCUUCAAGACGCUUGAAGGUCGUUGGAUUCGGGUCGAAGAGUUGCAACGUGGAGACAUUGUAAUGACGUUGCGUGGUGGGCAACAUGCCUUGGUGGAAGAGCGGAUACAACUCCCGCGCCAGAAAUACAAUUGCAUAGAACUGACGGUUGGCUACGCGCACGGCAAGAUGAUUGUCACUGAAGAUCAUGCCCUGCCAGUGGUCUCCCCACAU